UGCACACUGCGCAUGCUCUGUGUUCCUGCGCUGGUUCCGUUUAGUGGACCGGAAGUCGGGAAGUUCUGCAGUAGGAAAUAAAAAUGGCCGCAGAGGGGACCAGGUCUGUGCUGUUCGUGUGUCUGGGUAAUAUUUGUCGCUCACCUAUAGCAGAAGCAGUUUUUAGGAAACUUGUAGCUGAUCAAAAUAUUUCAGAUAAGUGGAGGAUAGACAGUGCAGCAACAUCUUCAUAUGAAAUAGGAAACCCCCCUGAUUAUCGAGGGCAGACUUGCAUGAAGAAGCAUGGCAUUACCAUGAAUCAUGUUGCCAGGCAGAUUACCAAAGAAGAUUUCCUGACUUUUGAUUAUAUACUCUGUAUGGAUGAAAGCAAUCUGAGAGAUUUGAAUAGAAAAGUUAAUCAAGUUAAAAACUGCAAAGCUAAAAUUGAACUUCUUGGAAGCUACGAUCCACAGAAACAACUUAUUAUUGAAGAUCCAUAUUAUGGAAAUGACUCUGACUUUGAGACAGUAUAUGAGCAAUGUUUGAGGUGCUGCAAAGCCUUUUUUGGAAAAAUCUCAUUAAGGCUCACACUCAUUUGUUGCUAAAGGACAACAGUGAUU
Messenger RNA from Dromiciops gliroides (monito del monte), 599 nucleotides. RefSeq names its product acid phosphatase 1 (gene ACP1). Gene Ontology annotation, biological process: protein dephosphorylation. The record is from RefSeq and is a predicted model, not a curated record. NCBI's taxonomy places the organism in Eukaryota, Metazoa, Chordata, Mammalia, Microbiotheria, Microbiotheriidae. Gene Ontology annotation, cellular component: cytoplasm. Gene Ontology annotation, molecular function: acid phosphatase activity; non-membrane spanning protein tyrosine phosphatase activity.